AUGGACUUGGUCUUAGCCCUAAACUUGGCUGCUGCCUGAAGUAGUUACUCUGUGAGUUAUCAGCAUGUGCUGAGGUCCGGCCAAGCAGCACCGCUGUUCCACCCGUUUGCUCUCUUCUCAGCUCUGACGUCCGCUCAGGUAUUCCCGUCAGCAUGAACGACCUAACAGACCAGUCCCACUGGUUGUCUCCGGCUCUGAUCAGCUCGGACGCCCUGGCUUGUUUCUCCUCUGAGCCUGGCCUGCUGCCCACAGGAGAAAACAGUGACACCUUCUUCUCCAACCAUGACACAGACUACACCAGCCUGUCCUCCUUCUUAAACAACUCAAGCCACAACCGAGCACCAUCCUCCUACAGACAGACCUCAGGACGGCAGACGCUCACAUCACAGAGUCUUCUUACCAGCCCCCAGCUGCUGGACGGGCCAGGCACCCUGAGCUCACCCUACAGCCCACUGUCCUCCCCCUGGAGCACCAGCCCUCUCUCCAAGACACCUCUGCACUCACACACUCCAACAUCCCUCUACACGUCCGGCACCACGGCCUCCUUCACCACAUCCAGAGAUGGAUACUCCUCUCCCAGGAGGGAAGACAGUCCCCAGCUUCAGGAGGCCCUGAAGGCGGAGCGCAUGAGCCCAGCAGGGGGGUCAAAGGGCAGCAGCAAUUUUUUGAACCUGACUCCUGCUUCUGGGAGCUUGUACACUGCAUCUUGCCACUCCCACCAGCACAUGUUGAGCCCCUACAGCUCGUACAUGAGCACGCCGCAGGACUACGGCUCACCUGCGCUUUACUCCAGCCCAGGGUCAUGGAUAAACCCUUCCUACUCUCCUAAACUACACAACAAGAUGAGGAUACCCACACCAGAGGCCAGAGAGUGUGUUAACUGUGGAGCUACAGCCACGCCUCUGUGGCGUCGCGAUGGAACAGGUCACUAUCUGUGCAACGCCUGUGGAAUUUACCACAAGAUGAAUGGCCAAAACAGACCCCUCAUCCGGCCAAAGAAAAGACUGAUUGUCAGCAAGAGGGCAGGUACAUUGUGUGCCAACUGUCACACAAGCACGACAACGCUGUGGAGACGCAACGCCAAUGGAGAACCUGUGUGUAACGCCUGUGGACUCUACUUUAAACUACACAAUGUCAACCGGCCCCUCACUAUGAAGAAAGAUGGCAUUCAAACACGGAAUAGAAAAGUGUCAAACAAGAACAAGAAGAACAGGAAGGCCGUCGCCUUGGAGCCGUACUCCAGCAUGACCCAGCUGCCUCACCUGGAUGAUAAUGGAGGCCAUUUCUCCAUCAGCCCCAGAACUCUUCUGACUUACAGCCACACGCCACACUUGAUCUCAACGCCAUCCCCCUUACACCCAUCCACCACCUACUCACACCACCUCACCACUGGCAUGGUGCCCACACUGGUGUGAAAUAAACAAAAGCAAACAAACACAAACCUUA
Molecule: messenger RNA, 1446 nt
Organism: Thalassophryne amazonica
Lineage: Eukaryota; Metazoa; Chordata; Actinopteri; Batrachoidiformes; Batrachoididae
Gene: gata1a
Product: GATA binding protein 1a
Exons: 6
Coding region: 153-1415 (420 amino acids)
Biological process (GO): positive regulation of transcription by RNA polymerase II; negative regulation of transcription by RNA polymerase II; cell fate commitment
Cellular component (GO): nucleus
Molecular function (GO): DNA-binding transcription factor activity, RNA polymerase II-specific; RNA polymerase II cis-regulatory region sequence-specific DNA binding; zinc ion binding
Source: RefSeq, a predicted model, not a curated record